Perkinsus marinus ATCC 50983 is the source of this 219-nucleotide messenger RNA. RefSeq lists its product as hypothetical. The record is from RefSeq and is a predicted model, not a curated record. The annotation marks the transcript as partial. Lineage: Eukaryota; Perkinsozoa; Perkinsida; Perkinsidae. Gene Ontology annotation, cellular component: nucleus. Gene Ontology annotation, molecular function: RNA binding. The transcript has a single exon.
AUAUACUUGCCGCUUUGAAAUCGGCAUUAAAAACGAUCGGGAUUUUCACGUGGCUCGCCGCAUUAUUGGUACAAAAGGCGUUAAUAUGAAACGCAUUGUGAAAAUGUCCGACGCAAAGUUGAGGCUGCGAGGGCGAGGAUCGGGCUUCCUUGAAGGGAAUAUGAAGCAGGAGUCGGAUGAACCGCUGCAUCUAUGCAUAUCAUGCGUGGACCCGGUUGG